AUGCGGGGCCUUGCGGUUUUCGCAGGUCUCUUCAUCUCCUUGGUCGGGGCAGCCCCUUCCAACCACAAUGCGUACGACAACAGAGCCCAUUGCAGCUCCGACUUCUGUACGUGGUGGCACUCCGAAGGAGAGAUCAACACAGACUCUCCUGUGAAGCCAGGGAACGUCCGCCAGUCACAUCAGUACACCGUGCAAGUCAGCGCUGCAGGUGCCAACAAGUUUUAUGAUUCUUUCGUCUACGAAGCCAUCCCACGAAACGGCAACGGUCGCAUCUAUGCACCAACAGAUGCACCAAACAGCAACACUCUAGGAACCGACGUUGACGAUGGUAUCACUAUUGAACCAAAGGUCGGACUCAAUAUGGCCUGGUCGCAGUUCGAAUACAGUCAAGAUGUUGAUGUCAAGAUUAAGCGUAGGGACGGGACUGCCCUCAGGGCCAACGACGUUAUCAUACGUCCUGUUUCAAUCUCAUACGAACUCUCUCAAUCCAGGGACGGUGGUCUUAUUAUUCGUGUUCCAAAGGAUAACAACGGACGACGGAUGUCGGUUGAGUUCAACUCGGACCUGUACACGUUCCGCUCUGAUGGUAAUCAGUACGUUACCUCAGGUGGCAGUGUCGUCGGCAGAGAGCCGCGCAACGCUCUUGCAAUCUUCGCCAGCCCGCCUCUACCUUCAAAUAAGAAGCCUCGUAUGUCGUCAAGCAACACACAAACGAUGAAGCCCGGUCCUAUCAACAACGGCGACUGGGGUAACAAACCAAUUUUGUACUUUCCGCCUGGAGUCUACUACAUGAACCAAGAUCAGAAGGGCAAGUCCGGCAAGCUGGGCUCGAAUCACAUUCGUCUGUCACCAAACACAUACUGGGUGUAUUUUGCCCCGGGAGCGUAUGUGAAGGGUGCCAUUGAAUACUCGACCAAGCAAGACUUUUACGCUACCGGGCUUGGCGUGCUUUCCGGUGAGCACUACGUCUACCAGGCCAAUGCGGCCAAAGGUUACGUUGCCGAGAAGAGUGACCAGUAUGGCUUGAGAAUGUGGUGGCACAACAGCAUCAACCAAGGACAAAAGUGGACUUGCCAGGGCCCAACGGUCGCAGCUCCACCUUUCAACACGAUGGAUUUCAACGGGAACUCUGACAUAACCUCUGAGAUUGUCGACUAUAAACAAGUAGGAGCGUACUUUUUCCAGACCGAUGGGCCGGCAAUCUACCCCAACAGUGUAGUCCACGACAUCUUCUAUCAUGUCAAUGAUGAUGGGAUCAAGAUGUACUACUCUGGUGUAUCAGUCUCUCGCGCCACUGUAUGGAAAUGUCACAAUGACCCCAUUAUUCAAAUGGGCUGGGACACUAGGAAUCUUGACAACAUUAAGAUUGAUACACUCAACGUCAUCCACACCCGCUACUACAAGUCCGAAACGGUUGUGCCGUCAGCAAUCAUUGGCGCAUCGCCAUUCUAUAUGGAUGGCAAAUCAGCUGACCCAAGCAAAUCAAUCAGUGCUACAAUUUCCAACAUCGUCUGCGAAGGACCGUGCCCAGGUCUAUUGCGGAUUACCCCAUUGCAAAGCUACAAGAACUUUGUCAUCAAGAAUGUUGCAUUUCCCGACGGAUUGCAGACAAACGUCAUCGGGAUUGGUCAGAGUAUUGUUCCAAAGCAGUCAGGUGUGACGAUGGAUCUGGAAAUCGACAAUUGGACUGUGAGCGGUCAGAAGGUCACUAUGCAGAACUUCCAAUCUGACAAACUAGGUCAACUUAACAUUGAUGGUAGCUAUUGGGGCCAGUGGAAAAUUACCUAG
This is a messenger RNA of Fusarium proliferatum ET1, 1788 nucleotides long. Its product is annotated as putative Dextranase. The coding region runs from base 1 to 1788 and encodes 595 amino acids. NCBI's taxonomy places the organism in Eukaryota, Fungi, Ascomycota, Sordariomycetes, Hypocreales, Nectriaceae. The transcript has a single exon. Gene Ontology annotation, molecular function: hydrolase activity, hydrolyzing O-glycosyl compounds. The record is from RefSeq and is a predicted model, not a curated record.